Molecule: messenger RNA, 3016 nt
Organism: Scylla paramamosain (green mud crab)
Lineage: Eukaryota; Metazoa; Arthropoda; Malacostraca; Decapoda; Portunidae
Product: ankyrin repeat and ELMO domain-containing protein D-like
Exons: 9
Coding region: 328-1707 (459 amino acids)
Biological process (GO): positive regulation of epidermal growth factor receptor signaling pathway; positive regulation of fibroblast growth factor receptor signaling pathway; signal transduction
Source: RefSeq, a predicted model, not a curated record
ACACAUCUCAGUACCGCCUUGGCUUUUGUGAGAGGAGGACGCUCUGCGCGGCGCUGUGUUCUGGGGACUGUGAUCUGAUUACUACAAUCAUGUUGAGAAAAAUACUGGACGCUGAGUGAUACAAGCGUUGGAAUUAGAUACACAGUGGCCAUGUGAGAGGAAUAUACACCAACCGGCCACGUAAGACAAUGCUGAAGUACGUGCAGGUUUCUCCGUACCGCAGCUCCUCGGCGUUGGCAAGCACGAGGCGGGGAGACUGUUGCGACCUAUCCCCAACCCUCUCCUCGCCCUCCACGCCCACCACGCGCCUCUCCUCAGCCUCCAGUCAUGCCUACACCUGCUCCUCCGCCUCCUCCUCUUCGUCAGGCGCCGGGCAGAGUCGGGGAGUGGGACGGGCGGACAGUGUCAGUCUUAACUCGUCCAUGUCUUGCUCCAGUCUCAGUCAGGAUCCCCCUCAGUUCCCGAUCAUCGUCCUCCACUUCCCUACACGACGGUCACAAGGUUGUGUCGCUGCCGUCCUCCACUGCUAAGACCACGGUGCGGGUAUGGGUCCGCUGCCUGAUGCAAGACAUGGAAUACAAGACAGUGUGCAUUGCCUACAGCACCACCUGCAGAGAGUUGGUUCAGUCCAUCUUGUCCAAAUUCAAGAUGAAACACAGAGAUCCUAACCUCUUCUACCUCACCAUGGAAGUAACUGUCAGGAAAACAGGAGGCAUCAUGAGAACCAUCCUGACUCUGGAGGACGACUCGAGGCCAGCAGAGCUGCAGUCCUGCUACCCUCGAGGGGACUCCCGCCUCGCUCUCAAGAUGCGUCCAGGCGGCCUUGUGCGUGUCUACGAUGGGGCGCUGGUGUCCGGGUCUCAGUACAAGAGUCUGCUAGUGAGUGACAAGACCACCUGUGAGGAGCUGGCACAACUUGUUCUUCUCUGCAACAACAUUCAGGACAACAUCAAGAAUUACUCCAUCUAUGAGGUGCGGCGCAACGAUGGCAGGGAGCGCAAGCUGCACCAUGAUGAGAGGCCAUUGCGGCUCACCUCCCGAUGGGUGUCCAGAGAUCACGCAUGUCUGGUGGUGCGCCACACUCCCUCCCUCACCCCUACUCGGGCCCACAUCACAUCCCUUGCCACACUUAGAGGGUCAGUUUGCCGUGCAUCAACAAAGAGAACAAACUCUAACCGGACAGCCGAGAACACUCCAGUGCUAACAAGUCACACUCCUGCCUCCUCCUCCCCUUCUGCCAGCACUGACUCCAAAACUGCAGGCUCCCAGGACGGCCUGAUAUCCACCACCACCAUCACCAUUUCCCCCAAUGGAACCUCAACAGUGACUAUCAACAUGCCUGCCAUUACCCCAGCUGUCAACAACAAUAACAAUAAUAACAACAGUAAUAUCAACAAGAGUAACAGCAAGUGUAGCAAUAACAACAACAAGAUUAUCAACAGAAACUAUCACAAGAGUACAAGUGUGCAUGAACUGGAAGAGGCAGAAGAGGAGGAGGAGGAGCAGUGUCCAUCUCCUCCUUUAAGGAUUCGCAGGCCAGCAUCAUCCUCCUUCAGGUCAACAGCAGUAAGACGAAAGCUGCCAUGGACUCAGAGUGCUGACCUGAUAGAAACCCCAGUGGACGAUGAUGGAGAUGAGCUGCCUUCUGCCACCAGGACCCGCAGAGCACACUCCUACAAUGACUAUGAAAAUUACUUCUACAUCUAGUAAUUCCCAGUACAAUUCCUGUCUCUUAAAAUGCCAAUGAAGGGGUAAAUUCAAAGUGACAAAGUUACAUAAAUAAAAUUUAUGUAGCCUUUCAUAAGUAAUGAUUUACGUUGUGUUCCAUACCUCACUAGUUUUCUUGAAAGGAAUGUUUUUAUUUUGAAAUACUCAGCUUUAUUGUAAGUUUACAAAUGCUGCUGAAAGUUUCAUCAUGGUACGUAUCUUCUUCUUUUGGUAAUAAUUCAAAAACCUUUGGAGACUGGCUAGUUGCAAAUCUCACAGUGUCAAUAUGAAGAGUAUUGAGCAAAAUUUCUGUACCUUCAAGCAUUUACCUUUAGCUCUCUCUCUCUCUCUCUCUCUCUCUCUCUCUCUCUCUCUCUCUCUCUCUCUCUCUCUCUCUCUCUCUCUCUCUCUCUCUCUCUCUCUCUCUCUCUCUCUCUCUCUCUCUCUCUCUCUCUCUCAUACACACACACACACACACCUUCACCUUCACAUGGUCUUGUCUCCAGUUCUACAGUCACCUUUGUCCCAGCAUGCACUUCUCUGCUCCCAUCCCCACUACUCAGUACCAAACCACUUUUACUGUUAAUGCACAAGAAGGAUUUGUCACAUGGCAAAGUUAAGAAAACUGCUCAAGGUGUACCAAAAGUAUUAAUGAAGUGAUCAUUAUGUAAUACAGCAGUCAAAUGUUACUUACUCUUCUGCAAUUUAGAAAACUGAAGUACUAUUUCAUAUCAGCUCUUUCAUACAACUCCAGUUACUGCAAUAGUAAAGAUCAACUGCAAACCUUUCACUAGAGCUUUAAGUUGUAAAUAAUAAUGUAACUAUAGUGUUCAUAUACAUUGUAAGAUAUAUAUUGCCAAAGAUUAUGUAAAGAUGAAAAUAUAUAGAUAUAGAAAGGUGUGUGUGUGUGUGUGUGUGUGUGUGUGUGUGUGUGUGUGUGUGUGUGUGUGUGUACUGAAGUCAGAGAGAAAAGUAAAUUUUUCCUUACAGUGUAUCAGCAGAGUACAUACUCCAUGAAAACUUGAUUAAUGUUAAGUAGUAGCUCUUAACUUGUGGACAGGUACAGAAAAAUGAAAGGUGACAAUAUUAUUUAGCUUUUUGAUGGCAUAGAAAUGGCUAUGGCUGUAACAAGAUUUUUUUAACAUGAGAGAGAAUCUCUCAUUGUGAAGUUUUUCUUUGCAUCUAAAGUUGUCAUAUGGUUCAUGAAAAUUAUAAAUGUUAUGAAUUUGGGCAUUAUGCAAUACCUAGAUGUAUAUGCUUACACUGUAUUACUCCCACCUACUUAAAUGAAUAAAAUGCAUAUUCUCCA